AAAAGAAGAUCUCCGUCACCUCGCCAUAAACGCCAAAGAGUCCGAACGGCACACUCUCUGAGAAGUCUCUCAUCAUGCAUCUCCAGCCCAUCGACAAUACUGAAAUCGAGCCAUUCACCAGCGCCAUGGACGACCCACGCAUCACCAUCCUGCCAGAGCUGCAGUCCCAAGAGACCUUUGACGACGUUUGGGGCUCUGAGCCCGGCUCGCCGAACACUGCCGGCUACAUCAAUCACUUUGCCCAAGACGCGGCGAGCGCAGCACCCGUGGGAACGCAUCCGGGCGACAUGCCGCGCCUGCAGGCCGAGCACACCAACGCCGGCUACCGCGAGGGUAUAUCCGCCGCCAAAGCCCACAGCAUCCAGGCGGGUUUCGACGAGGGCUUCAGCCUCGGCGCCGAGGUCGGCUCACUCGCGGGCCAGAUUGUCGGCCUUUUUGAGGGCAUCGCCGCUGCACUAGACAGCCACGAUGAGGAUUCUUCUAAGAAGGCCCGCCAGACGCUGGACGAGGCCAAGGCGGAGCUCAAGAUUGACUCCAUCUUUGGACCGGCGUACUGGAACACCGACGGGACCUGGAAGUUUGACGUUGAGGGCACCAACGGUGGUGAUGAAAUUCUCUUCGCGGACGUGGCUCGUGCCCACCCCCUCAUUCGCAAAUGGCAAAAGGUGGCCGACGCCGAGGUUGAGCAAUGGGGCAUCGUGCUCGAGGCCAUUGGCGACGCGCAGGAGCACGAGAGGCAGCAGAGCCCGGAGCGGGCACCCAGCUCCGCGGUGCCGCAGACCAAGAAACCCCUCGACUGGUGAGGUUUGCUUUUGCCAGCAGUUGCCGCUCCGUUGUGCCAUGCACAAGGAAGCGCCAUCAUCGCAUUGCCGUACGCUACUCGCGGCAACCGAAUUUUCACCAGAUCUUAAUGCGAAGGAGUCUUCGGGCCGAGCUGACGCUCUCAUCGAGAGAGAAGAAGGGAGAGAAAAAGAUCUCACUUACAGAACUGCCCGGGUCCUAUACCACGAAUGCGCAAGAGCCAUCAUCGGUUUCCAGUAAGUUGCUAUAACGCCAAUGGCUAUGCCCAGGUGGAGACGACUUGACUAAACUGAACACACAGCUGAUCCGAUCAAAUUGCAUUAAUAUCACAGACUUGAUAUUACUUCGGCUAUUUGGGUCUCCCGCGGACGGCGACGAAGGGAACGGGAAUUCCCCGACCUCUACUACUCGCUAGGGUAGAGUUAAAUUCGGACUUUGACCAAGAACCCCAUUUUCGCAAGACCUUCCCCUCCUUGUGCUGCCGACGUUGUGGCGAGUAUAUGGCACAUCAGCCGGAGCCGGACAUGAGCCGCAAAUUUUUGACAACGACAACCCGCAAGCCCAAGCCCUCCUGUGGCUUGUUUACAGUUCAUGACGAGGCGAACCAUCCCUCUUAGCCGAUCGCUCAUGAGCUCAUGACUCUGUUGGUGGUUUCCUAUUUUUGAUAGGACGCAGACGGGAAGGGGGAGGAGGCAGCCAAGCAACAUUGUUUAGACGAAAAUGUGGUCAUGACCACCUGUCAAACUCGACACCGACAAGGGAGGACGUUGCGGGCUGUAAGAUUUCUUCAAAGGCAAAUGACCAUGGAUGCUACGAGGGUGAAUUCUUGUUGGACAUGAUCUCACAUAGUCAAGAAGCUGGAUUGAGUCUCAA
Messenger RNA from Colletotrichum scovillei, 1674 nucleotides. Its product is annotated as Yae1 protein. Lineage: Eukaryota; Fungi; Ascomycota; Sordariomycetes; Glomerellales; Glomerellaceae. The transcript has a single exon. The record is from RefSeq and is a predicted model, not a curated record. The coding region runs from base 75 to 803 and encodes 242 amino acids.